Molecule: messenger RNA, 561 nt
Organism: Penicillium angulare
Lineage: Eukaryota; Fungi; Ascomycota; Eurotiomycetes; Eurotiales; Aspergillaceae
Exons: 1
Coding region: 1-561 (186 amino acids)
Source: RefSeq, a predicted model, not a curated record
AUGCCCAAAUAUUUACGUGAUCCAGUUUCGCAUAUGGCGGAGAUCAGCGCUGCAUACUACAAGCUUCGGGAUGACAUUAAGACAAUCCGCUCUUACUUGAACCAAUUACCUUGUACCGACUCGGAAUCAUUCUCCUCUACAGCAGUCUUCAAGAAAUCUCAAAUUCAGGCAGUCAAUUCUGUCACACUUUCCUUAUUAACCAUUCUGAAUGCACUGAUUCGAGCAUAUAAUCCCGAUAACCAAGCUUUACGAAUGGAUACUACGAUAUACUGCGAACAAAUAGUACAUGAAGCGAAAGCGGCUUCUUGCUAUCGCCCGCUCGGUGCUGGAUACGUUUCGUUGUGCCUCGUUGUUGCACUAGCCGCGGCAGAUGACCCAGAGCAGAUAGAACGGAUCGAAGCCAUUGAAGCCGAAUACCAGACAGAUUUCAUAAAUACUGGCUGGAAGAAACGCGCCGUAUUACUGAAAAAGACGCUUGAGUAUCAUAAAAUUCGUGGGAAAUCUGAUGGUCUUGCUGAUGGUCAGGUUAUAAAUUCAGAAGUAUUGUGUUGCUUGAUGUGA